Messenger RNA from Callithrix jacchus (white-tufted-ear marmoset), 3642 nucleotides. RefSeq names its product zinc finger protein 543 (gene ZNF543). The record is from RefSeq and is marked validated. Lineage: Eukaryota; Metazoa; Chordata; Mammalia; Primates; Cebidae. Gene Ontology annotation, biological process: regulation of transcription by RNA polymerase II. Gene Ontology annotation, molecular function: RNA polymerase II cis-regulatory region sequence-specific DNA binding; DNA-binding transcription factor activity, RNA polymerase II-specific. Gene Ontology annotation, cellular component: PcG protein complex; transcription regulator complex; chromatin.
GGAUCGGCUCCCCCCCGAAGCCGUGUGGGACCCGGAGCGCCGGGUCGGCAAGUCCAGCUGCCUGAGCGGGGAAGGGUAACGAGUGUGUCACGCCCCUUCCCGCGUCUUGCUGGAACCUAACGGCCCGAGCGGGGUCUUCCACUGACACCCGCCGGGGCCUGGGCUUCCGCAGCCGCCCUCUGUCUCUUUAGUCCCGACGCUGCGCCCGUUUUUGUGCGCAUUUUUCCCUGGGGAAACUGAGGCUCUGAGUGCGAGAGUCAGCCGAGGUCGCCCCGCCCGGGACAGAGAAGGGCUGGGGUCGGCUGAGCCGCGACAUUGCCGGGCCCCGCCAGGGCCGCGGGGUCCCAGGAUGGCAGGCUUGGCGCAGGUGUCUGUGACCUUUGAGGAUGUGGCUGUUACAUUCACCCAGGAGGAGUGGGGACAGUUGGAUGCCACCCAGAGAACCUUGUAUCAGGAGGUGAUGCUGGAGACCUGUGGGCUUCUAGCGUCUCUGGGCUGUCCUCUCUCCAAACCAGAGUUGAUCUACCGGCUGGAUCACAGGCAGGAGCCAUGGAUGGUUAAGAGAGACCUCUCCCAAAGCUCUUAUCCAGGUGAUAGCACAAAACCCAAGACCACAGAGCCUCCUUUUUCUCACCUGACCUUGUCUGAGGAAGUAUUACUCCAGUAUCAAGUGACACAGGGAGCUUCAGAGGACUCCCAGUUAGGGCAAGCCAGGGAUCAGGAUGGGACAUCGGAAAUGCAGGAAGUUCACUGGAACGUAGGGAGAGGCCCCCAGAGGGAGAUGCUCCUGGAGAAAAUGGGUUCUGAACAUGGUGGUUUGGGGUCAGAUGACGGUCUGUGUUCAAGGAUUACACAAAAACAAGUUUCAGCAGAAGAUGAUCCCUGUGAAUGUGAUUCCCACGGACCAGUUACAGAUCCCUUGAUUCACGAAGGGAAGACUUCCUGUAAAUGUGAGGAAUGCGGGAAAGUGUUUAAAAAGAAUUCCCUCCUUGUUCAACACGAACGGAUUCACACCCGAGUGAAGCCCUAUGAAUGCACGGAGUGUGGAAAAACCUUCAGCAGGAGCACCCAUCUUCUCCAGCACCACGUCAUCCACACUGGGGAGAAGCCCUAUAAGUGCAUGGAGUGUGGGAAGGCCUUCAACCGCAGCUCCCACCUCACACGGCACCAGCGGAUUCACACUGGAGAGAAGCCUUACAAGUGCGGUGAAUGCGGAAAGGCCUUCACCCACCGCUCCACUUUUGUCCUGCACAACAGGAGCCACACUGGGGAAAAACCCUUUGUGUGCAAAGAGUGUGGCAAAGCCUUUCGAGAUAGGCCAGGCUUCAUUCGACACUACAUCAUCCACACGGGAGAGAAGCCCUACGAGUGCACUGAAUGUGGCAAGGCCUUCAACCGUCGGUCAUACCUCACGUGGCACCAACAGGGUCACACUGGAGUGAAACCCUUUGAAUGCAGUGAGUGUGGAAAAGCCUUUUGCGAGAGUGCAGACCUCAUUCAACACUACAUUAUCCACACUGGGGAGAAGCCCUAUAAGUGCAUGGAGUGUGGAAAGGCCUUCAACCGUAGGUCACACCUCAAGCAGCACCAGCGGAUUCACACCGGGGAGAAGCCUUAUGUGUGCAGUGAGUGUGGAAAGGCCUUUACACACUACUCCACUUUUGUCUUGCAUAAAAGGACCCACACUGGAGAAAAACCCUAUGAGUGCAAAGAAUGUGGGAAAGCCUUUAGCGACAGGGCAGACCUCAUUCGACACUUCAGCAUCCACACUGGCGAGAAGCCCUAUGAGUGCGUGGAGUGUGGAAAGGCCUUCAGUCGCAGCUCACACCUCACGAGGCACCAGCAGAUUCACACUGGAGAGAAGCCCUAUGAAUGCAUCCAGUGCGGCAGAGCCUUUUGCCGGAGCGCAAACCUCAUUCGACACUCCAUCAUUCACACCGGAGAGAAGCCGUAUGAGUGCAGUGACUGUGGAAAGGCUUUUAAUCGCAGCUCGUCCCUCACACAUCAUCGAAGGAUUCAUACCGGGAGAAACCCUACCCUUGUAACAGAUGUGGGAAGACCUUUCAUCACUGCACAGACUUCGGUCAACAUCCACAAACUCCUAUUAGGGAAAAAGUUUUUUGAAUAUCACCACUGAAGAAAAUCUUUGGUGAACAAAAACAUCUCACCGUCUGGCCAUUCCUACUGGAGAGAAGCUUCAGAAGCACCCUGUCUUUGAGAAAACCUGUCAUAGAUUAUCAUUUGUCGUCUAAACAAUCAUGUUAGAAGCUGAACCAGCCUAGAGUCUCAUUCUCCAUCUGAGGGUUCACCCAUGAGAGCCAGUGGUGACUGUGCACUUAGGAAGGCCUUCAGUCACAGCUUUCUUAGUUUACAUGGAAGUGUUAUCUCAGGGAUAUUUAAACAAAGGAAGAGGAAGAAAACAGCUUCUUUUAGACGUGUCUGACAAGCCUACGGCAAUUCAUCAUCCCUUUGCUAUUUUAUAUGGGAGAGGGAAAUGUUUCAGAAACGAAAGAUUUAAUCCCCUUUAUUUUUCCUGUGUGUGCAUUCACUGCUGUCCAGUGUCAGAAGUUAGACAAGGGUUUGAAAACGUUUUGUGGGCCGGGCACGGUGGCUCACGCCUGUAAUCCCAGCACUUUGGGAGGCCGAGGCAGGUGGAUCACGAGGUCAAGAGAUCGAGACCAUCCUGGUCAACAUGGUGAAACCCCGUCUCUACUAAAAAAAAAAAAAAAAAAAAUACAAAAAAUUGGCUGGGCAUGGUGGCGUGUGCCUGUAAUCCCAGCUAUUCAGGAGGCUGAGGCAGGAGAAUUGCCUGAACCCAGGAGGCGGAGGUUGUGGUGAGCUGAGAUCGCACCAUUGCACUCCAGCCUGGGUAACAAGAGCGAAACUCCGUCUCAAAAAAAAAAAGAAAAAAGAAAACGUUUUGUGAAAGCCUGCUUAGUCCUGCAACGUUUUUUCCAGUCUCGAGGUACAGGAGCAUACAUCUUUAUAAAAAACAUGGAGGCUUAAGCUCUGAUACACUUUUAUAAGGAGAUGACGAUGCACAUAUGUUGGGGCACAUUUUAUUGUCCACUUUAGAUGCUUGUUUAAAAACAAAACUUUCACCCUGUACACAUACUUCUUGAUGUGAAUUUACUUCUUUCUAUUUCUUGGGGUGGGGUUGAUAGUGCGAUUGUGUGUAUACCGUGUAACCCUGGGAAUCUUUGUUUUUUUCCUAUGACUGUGGUUUCUCAGCUUCUUUACCUCUCCUUUGAGACUUAGGUCCACCUCAACCAUUUUCUAAAAGUUGAAUUAGGGCCCAAACAAAAUACAGUAUAUAGCUGAAUUCAUUUAAAAGAUCAUGAUGAACUCAAAAAAACAAACACAGAAGGAAUGUCAUUUUUAAUCUUUUAAAUAAGAGUGUGUGAAAAUUUACUUUGGAAUUUAAACAGGCAAACUGACAUGCAUUUAUGUAGGGACGUCUGAGUCUCACGGCUGUCACCAUGGACUUAGGCUUGAUUAAAAUGACAGACGUUUACAGCAUUUUGGAAUUCCUUUUUGAUAAGAUUUUUAAGAAUAGAUUUUGAGACACAUGUUAUAGUAUUAUACCUCACAUUAAAAAUAUAUAUUGUACAGGAGUAAAAAUCUAUUCACUUUGAACUCCUC